GGGACAAAAAGACACAUCGAAGAGGUAAAAAAGCUUAACAUGGACUUAACGGCUGCCAGAUCUCAGUUCAAGCAAUGCUUUGACGAGUCGGCGAGAACAGGAGGCGGCAAUAGAGGAACUGCGUGCCGAGAACCGCCAGCUGGGCCAAAAGGUGACCCAGCUCAGGUCACAGGUCACCACCCUGGAGGCUAUGGUGCAGGCCCGGCCAGAGAGCGAUGGGGACGACGGCGCUGAUGUCGCUCUGGUGGAAACAAUGUUUGAGCGACUGCAGACGGAACUGUGCGUCCUGGCCGACACACUGGGCCAAGGUCAUCCGCCACUUCAAGGUCGAACGUCCGUUCUGGAGGCGGAAACGCAGACUGAGGAGAUGCAGAAGAAUCAUGGGGAGGAGGCGGGGUCAGUCGGCUGCUGCAGCCACCAGCAGCAGCUCGUGCACCAGCGGGACGUCGCUGAGUACCUCCGGCAGCUGGUGGAGCAGAAGGAGACCUCCGACGCGGACCUGACACCUUCCCUGGAACGGGAGAUCAACGAGCUAAGCCGGGAGAACCGGCUCUGGCGUCAGAAGGUCACCGACGGUCAGCGCCAGCUGGCUGACCUCCGUAGGGGUCUGACGGCACUGCGGGACGGUGUUGAAGAGUGCAAAAAGGAGGAGACGCAGCUGUCGGAUUUGCGUCAGCAGCUGCAGCUGGCCCGGCAGCAGCUGCAGGAGCGGGCGGCAGCCGACGAGCGCCUGGUGCAGGUCAGGUCCCAAGUGGACCUACUCAUCCUAGAAAAGCAGCACCAGCACGAAAUGAUCCGUGGGCUGCGGGCGGACCUGGCGGCGUCCGGGGACGAGGCCACGGCGGCGCAGGACCAAUGUCAGGCGCAGCGGGACUACGUCAGUCAGCUGAGCAGUCAGCUGACUGAGCAGCGAGAGAACAACCAGAAACUCGACCAGCAGGUGCAGCAGCUGACGGCCGAGCACGCCGGGUGCGCCGAACAGCGCGCGCGGCUGGAGGAGGACGUGCACGCGCAGGCGGACGUGAUCGUGGAGCACGUGACCGCCUGGCUGGCCGAGUGGCGCAGCGAGAACCAGCGGCUGGGCCAGCGCGUCGACCAGCAGGCGGAGACGAUCGCCGCGCUGCAGAUGGAGAACAGACAUCUGGCCGACCGGCUGUCGCUGUUCCACACCCCAGCGCCGGCCUCCUUCCCGCUCGGGCGGCCUCCGAGCUUGCACAAGGCGCCGUCUCCGUUGGAGUCGCGGCCGAGCUGCCCCCACAGCCGGCGGGCGCUCUUCACCCCGGCGGAGGGGUACCCGCUCUCGCUGACGGACCGCUACCCGGGCUCCUUCACCGAGGGCUGCGUGCCACCGGCGGCGCCCAGUCCAGCCGAGCCGCACCGGCACUCCCUGACGGAGGGGUGUCCGCCGCCGCCGCACCGGCGCUCGCUGACGGACGAGUGCCCGCCGCGCCCCCAUCGGCACUCGGGAGCGCCGCUGCCGCCCGGCCCGCUGACGCCCGGAACGCCCGGCAGCGUGGACCACGUGCCGAUGCGGGAGAGCGACCUCGCCUGGCCCUGGUCAUAUCCUCGACAUGGUGGCCGACAUGCACACUAG
This is a messenger RNA of Pollicipes pollicipes, 1594 nucleotides long. RefSeq names its product cytospin-A. Lineage: Eukaryota; Metazoa; Arthropoda; Thecostraca; Pollicipedomorpha; Pollicipedidae. The record is from RefSeq and is a predicted model, not a curated record. The coding region runs from base 191 to 1594 and encodes 467 amino acids. The transcript is spliced from 11 exons.